ACUAAGAAUCCAGAAUCUGGAGAAGCUGGAUUUAGGAGAUUUUCCAGAUUCUAAGAAGCUGGCUACCAUGCAGCUGCUUCUCAGAAUCUAAAUCUAAAGCUCCCACGAAUAGGCCCAAAAGGAGGUAAUGACCAACAAAUUACAAUACUUAAAAGCAGCGGGAUUUUGAGGCCUCUGGAGAGUUUUGCGCUGGUGUGGCCACAGCGGAGGCCGACACGCCGCCCCCGUCCUUUUCCGGCCAUUUUGCAAAAAAACCCUUAUAGUAGUUGGUAAUUUCUUAUAAGUCACCGGUUAUUUGUUAUUAGUCCCCGUGAAUACAUUCUUAUGUUCAGGAUAUUUACUUAAAGAUCCUCCACAAAAUAGAAAAUCCUAUGCGAAGGAGAGAAAAAUCCGAUAAUAGGACCGCGGGUCUUAAAAACAUAAAUGAGAGGGGCCUUUUUGAAAAGGAUAUACUCAAGGAACCCUAGCCAUCUCACGGCCUCCCCCUGCCCUCCUCCCCGACGCCGCCUCUUGCUCGCCCCGCCUCCGCCUCCGCCUCCGCUCGUGCCGGCGCCGCCCCCGCCCCCGGCGGGUCAGCCGGCUGCUGUUUCGGCCGGCCCCCGACUCGCCGCCCCCGCCACGCCGGCCACCCAACGCGACGUCAUCCCUCCACUAUCCCACGCCGUCGCCGCCUCGUCGAUUGCUCUGGUGGGUCGCGUCCUCCUCGCAGUGCCGUCGCUGCCCCCGCUCUCCUCGCUGUUGUCGGUACCACCGCUCUCUCUCUUCUCGCACUCAAAUGAGUUGCAUCGACGCAACUCCGCUUUGCCACCAUGGGGCCAGAUCUGGUAGAGGGGAGGCCGUGCUAGGCAGAUCUGGUGGCCACAACCUCCCUGUUGGCGGAUCCGGACGCCUGGAGGCGAGGGCGACAACUAACGCAUGAGGCUCGUGGGCGGUGCUGGUGGCAGGAGGCACCUCGGUGAUGGCUGCCUCGACCUGACGAGCAAGAGAAGUUAGAAGGACGACAAAUGAGGUGUUGACAGUGGGGGGAGAUGUUGAGGUGCUUGGCCAUCAAUAGGUUUGUUGCCUCUGGUCUCAGGCUUCCGAAUGGAUUGGAAAAUACGAGGUCACUAGAUUACCCUAAUAUGUUUGGUGCCUGAGGAGCUCUGUUAGAUAGGUUGGUAGGGCACGCAACGCGCGCCGUCCACUCAAGUUCUUCUCUACUCGGUCCAGAACAAUCGUUGUUGGGCUAACUGAACCUGCUAUACGGGCCGUCAUUCCUUUCUAUUCCAGGACAUUGCAACGAUCGUCUCUGUCGUCUGUAACCCUCAAGAUAUGUUCGUGAAUAUACACACCUACUGUUCUCCUAUGAUUUCAUAUCGUAAGAAUGCAUAUAAUUUAUAUAAUGCCUAGAUUUAUUAGCAUCUAGACAAAACUAGAAAGUCUUACGUUAUAAAACAGAGAGAGUAUAUAUAGAGCGAUGACUGAGAAGUGAGAAGCUGACAUGAAUCGACGACGUGUUCUACAGCAGUAAGAACGGGUAAAGUAUCGUCAGUUCGUUGGCUCAAUCCAUCUAGCUUGGCAUCGAUCAUCAGUUCAUCACCGACACCUCACCAUAUAGUUUGUUCGCUGCAAAGGGAGCUAUCAACCACCCCCGUGAUGCAUAUCCUUUUAGCUACACGGAACCAACUUUCUCAUGAUCCUCACCGUGAGACCGAAACCAGAGCUGCUCUGAGUUGACUUCCUUCGCCUAAUCCUGAAUCCAUCUUGCAGUUUGACUAUAAACACAGCUUGAAAAGAAAGAAAGUAAAAAAAAAACUCUGAAUUGUGGUUUAGGCAUGGAAAAAACUCUGAAUAAUGGGUGGUAAAUUCAGAGAUAAUAGUGAGAUAAAGGGAGUGGAGAACGGACGAGCGAGUAAGGCAUGUGGUGGUGAGCAAACAAGGCCAUGCCCGCUGCUUUCUCCGACGGCGGCUUCCCCGCGAAACGACGGGGCGUGGCGGCUUCCUGGCCGACGGCGCGACGCGGCGGGGCAAUCGACUCCGGACGGGUCGAUCGCUGACAUGUGGGCCUCACUUUUGGACUUUUUGCGGGAUGGGCCCCACGGGUCAUGGACUUCCCCAGUGGCGCGCUUUAAAACGUUUGGAGGCACGGGGGAGGGGAGGUCAGUGUGACUUCCACUUUCGCCGCCUCGCUUCGUUUGCUCGCGAUGGCGAUCGCCUGGGCGCUUCUCCGACUGGCCGCCGUCGUCGUCGUCGUGACGUGUGAGGCGUCGCCGGCGGUGGAGGCGGCGGGGGGAGGGAAUAGCUCGGCGGCGUGCCCGCUCGACCUGGGGUACGUGCGGGAGUUCCCGUGGGACCGCGCGCCGUGCAUGCCGCCGGUGGCCAACCAGACCGCCUGCUGCACGACGCUCGUCUCCGUGCUCGGCGUCGGCCUCGCCGCGCGGCUACGUAGCACCGGCCACUUCCGGCUCCCGUCCGCGGACGCCUCGGCCGCCUGCCUCCGCGCCUUCUCCGACGAGCUCGCCUCGCCGCCGCUCUCGCUCCCGGACACCAUCGUGCCGGCCUGCUGGCCCGUUCCGUCCCAGCUCGCCAUCUCGCCGUCCUACUGCGCCGGAGUCACCACCGCCGAGCAGUAUGUCGCCACCGUUGGCAACGCAGCCGUUCUCGCCAGCCUCAACUCCUCAUGUGGCUCCGAUCUCGCCGACCUGUCGGUCUGCUCCAGCUGCCUCGCCGCCGCUAUCGACGCCUUAGGUAGACUCGUCGCCGCCGCGGCGAAGGCAACAAAUCCGCAAAACUGUUUCUACCUCACCGUCCUUUACGCCGCCGGCAUCUCCAGUUCUGCCGGCCCUACCUCCCCCGGCACAGCCAACUGCGCCCUCGGCCUCGCACUCUCCACCCCUUCGGCCUCUUCUUCGCCGACGUCCAGCUCCAACCACACCGUCACCGUCGCCAUCCCAGUCGCUUCCGUCCUGCUCGUCUCCCUCAUAGCAGCGCUACUUGUUUGGAGGAGGAGGCAGGACAGCAACAAGAGAAAGAGCCGCGGUUUCUCCGACGAGCGGCGGAUGUCGCGCCCUCGGCCGAAUGUCGGCUCGGUUCUUUUCAGCAUGGGCGAGCUGGCGAAGGCGACCUGCGGGUUCGCCGAGCGGAACCUCAUCGGCCGCGGCGGGUUUGGCGUCGUGUACCGCGGCGCGCUCGACGACGGGUCCGUGGUCGCCGUCAAGAAGAUGCUCGACCCGGACAUGGAGGGCGGGGACGAGGAGUUCACCAACGAGGUGGAGAUCAUCAGCCACCUCCGUCACCGGAACCUCGUGCCGCUGCGCGGGUGCUGCAUUGCCGACGACGACGCCGACGAAGGCAAGCAGAUGUUCCUCGUGUACGACUACAUGCCGAACGGCUCGCUCGACCACUACAUCUUCCAGGACGGCGGCGAGGGAGGACGGCGGCCGGCGCUGUCGUGGACGCAGCGGCGGGGCGUGAUCCUGGACGUGGCGAGGGGGCUCGAGUACCUGCACCACGGCGUCAAGCCGGGGAUCUACCACCGGGACAUCAAGGCGACCAACAUACUCCUCGACGCCGACAUGCGGGCGCGCGUGGCGGACUUCGGCCUGGCACGCCGGAGCCGGGAGGGGCAGUCCCACCUCACGACGCGCGUGGCAGGCACGCACGGCUACCUCUCGCCGGAGUACGCGCUCUACGGGCAGCUCACCGAGAAGAGCGACGUGUACAGCUUCGGCGUGCUGGUGCUCGAGGUGAUGAGCGGCCGGCGCGCGCUCGACCUCUCCGACCCGUCGGGCGUCGUGCUGAUCACCGACUGGGCGUGGACGCUCGUCAAGGCCGGCCGCGCGCCGGAGGUGAUCGCCGAGGCGCUGCGCGAGCGGGAGGGCCCGGCCGGGGUUCACGCCAUGGAGAGGUUCGUGCUCGUCGGGAUCCUGUGCGCGCACGUCACGGUGGCGUGCCGCCCCACCAUGCCGGAGGCGCUGAGGAUGCUGGAAGGGGACAUGGACAUGCCCGACUUGCCGGAACGGCCGCAGCCGUACGGCCAAAGGAUGGCGUUCGACGAAGGUGAAGGCAAUUUCAGCGUCUCGUCGGUGUUGGGCGGUCCGUUCAUGGACUUCGGCGACAUGCUCCGAUAAACCGAUGGCCUCGGCAGUGGUAUCAACCGUUGAUGGAUGCAACGUGAAAUCCCUCUGUUCUAUACUAUAAGACUUUUUGAAUUUACUUAGAUUCAUCUAUGUAUCAAUGUAUGUGUUAUAUAUGUGUUUAGAUUUAUUAACACACAUAUGAAUUUAGUCGAUAUUAGAAAAUCUUAUAAUAUAUAACGGAGAGAAUAUUUGGAUCCGGAGACAUGGAUCUGCAAUUUUACAUGCGUAUAUAUGCAACACUUUUACAACAAAAUGCUGAGUAACAGAAGUUCAGAGUCCCGCAUCAACAUUA
This is a messenger RNA of Oryza brachyantha (malo sina), 4410 nucleotides long. RefSeq names its product probable receptor-like protein kinase At1g11050. The transcript is spliced from 5 exons. Gene Ontology annotation, molecular function: protein kinase activity; ATP binding. NCBI's taxonomy places the organism in Eukaryota, Viridiplantae, Streptophyta, Magnoliopsida, Poales, Poaceae. The record is from RefSeq and is a predicted model, not a curated record. The coding region runs from base 2184 to 4109 and encodes 641 amino acids. Gene Ontology annotation, biological process: protein phosphorylation.